Erpetoichthys calabaricus (reedfish) is the source of this 1826-nucleotide messenger RNA. RefSeq names its product tetraspanin 33b (gene tspan33b). The record is from RefSeq and is a predicted model, not a curated record. NCBI's taxonomy places the organism in Eukaryota, Metazoa, Chordata, Cladistia, Polypteriformes, Polypteridae. Gene Ontology annotation, cellular component: membrane. The coding region runs from base 178 to 1110 and encodes 310 amino acids. The transcript has 8 exons.
CUUCAAAUGAACCUUCAGGCAACGCUCAACCUCCCCCUUUCCUGAUGGAGGCCCACUUCUCCUGGCAGGAUUUUUGAAGCUGCCAAGUCGUCGCUGCCUGCCCUUUGUAUGACACGCCAUGCCUUCUCAACAGCAGCCACAGACCUGCCCCCUGGCCUGAGACCCUCUGUGUGAAACAUGAUGCCCUGGAGCUGCGAGACUUGCAUAGAUUGGCUGCCAUUGGCCAUAAAAUCUGUCAGGCUGAUGAGAGUGACAGGGUGUGCCCGGCGUUUGGGGCAUUCACUUGCAGUUGGCACAAUGGACAGACCACUAAGUUUCGACAGAGCUGAGACCUUUUCUUUCAUUAAUCCUUGGAUUCGAUAUUUUCUGUUUUUCUUCAGCUUCUUAUUUUGGGUACUUUCCUUAGUUAUCAUUGCAAUCGGAGUGUAUGCCAAGAUCCAGAAGGCCACAGACACAGUUCGAGACACAUUUCUGGUUGACCCCGCUAUUAUCCUCAUAAUUGUAGGAGUCGUAAUGUUUUUCAUCACAUUUUGUGGAUGCAUUGGAGCUUUGCGAGAAAACAUUAAACUCCUCAAAGUUUUCUCUGUUAGCCUGACUUUGGUGUUUUUAACUCAGGUGGCCAUUGCAGUGCUUGGAUUUUUCUAUUCUGAACAGAUCCCUGGAACAUUUGGGAAGUUUGUGAAGAAGGCAAUCGUCCACUACAGAGAUGACAUUGACCUGCAAAAUCUUAUUGAUUACAUUCAAAAGGAGUUCUUGUGCUGUGGCUGGAACAAUUUCACAGACUGGUCUCAGAAUUUGUAUUUUAAUUGCACCCUCGAAAACCCCAGCAGGGAGCGGUGUGGCGUGCCCUACUCUUGCUGUGCUGCAGUCCCUGGAGAGGUAGUGGUUAACACAAUGUGUGGGUUUGGCGUCCAAAAUCUCAAGUAUAUAGAAGCUGUCAAAUUUAUAUACCCAGAAGGAUGUGCUGAAAAAGCCACACACUGGAUGGAAACUCAUCUUCUGCUGGUGGGCGCCUUAGCCCUGGGCCUAGCUCUUCCACAGAUUGCGGGAAUUGUUCUGUCUCAGCUCUUAAUAUCACAAAUACAAGACGAGAUAAGUUCAGUUAUAUGAAGAACGUCAUGCUGUGUGAAUCAUGGAUGCCAUCAUUUUAAGGCCCAGAGCUUAUGGGGUCAUAAUUUGUGGUUUGAAAAAACAUUUUCUAUAUGAAACAUUUUUAUAAAGAGACGGAGUUCAAAACAACAGAGGUGUGACAAUGGAGUUACAAAAUCAGUUUGGUUGUUAUCAUAUAUUCAAAAACUUUUCAUAAACUAAGUGAUACACACUCAGAGUUUUAAAAUGAAUAUACAUAUCUAUUUUGUGCCAUCCUGUGGUCUUCUUGAUUGCUCAAUCACUGACAAUAUCUUAAUAUAUAUGCAAAAAUGCAGCUACCAGCGGGUUGAGUGUGUGAGGAACAAAGAGCAGCAAAUACUUAGUUCACUUUGAAAAUGGCAUGGUAUUGGUUAUCAAGCACAUCAACACACUGGAUUGAUCAGGAACAAUCUUGCUGGAACUUUCAAGAAAAUGGCUUACCAACCUAAAUCAUAAACUAAUGGCAAUCCCGUAGUUAGAAAGAGUACAGUAUUGCAAGGUCACAGGGUAACAGUCAGCUGUAUUUACUAAGCUAACAGCUAUGCUGGGGUGCACAAAGAGGCAUUACAGAAUGACUUCUCAUACCUUUUUAUAGAUGGUGUAGAACAUUCAUGGCCCAACAUAAUUUCAUAUUUACUAGCAAAUAACAAGUAAAGAUACUUGGAGAGGGCUAAUAAAGACAAAACACCGCUGAAGGA